Molecule: messenger RNA, 555 nt
Organism: Arachis duranensis
Lineage: Eukaryota; Viridiplantae; Streptophyta; Magnoliopsida; Fabales; Fabaceae
Exons: 1
Coding region: 1-555 (184 amino acids)
Molecular function (GO): zinc ion binding; nucleic acid binding
Source: RefSeq, a predicted model, not a curated record
AUGACUCAUGGAGGAAACACUAGUCGAGGACGUGGGAAGUACCUUCAGCCGAGGGGUCAGAAUUUUAAGAAAGGAGGACAUGCACCUCAAAGUCAAAGUGGCUUUAGAAAGAAUACUUAUAAUCAGUUUCAGUAUGCCAAAGGAAGAGGGAAUCAGAGUAAGAUUUCUCCGGAUUUAACUUGUGUGUGUUGUGGGCAUUUUCAUCCAAAUGACUCUUGCAAGAUUGGUAUAGGUAGUUAUUUCAACUGUGGUUUGCCUGGUCACAUUGCGAGAGAUUGCACUCGUGGGAAGAACCCGAAUGCGGGUCAGUGUCAGCACCAAGGGCGAGUAUUUGUUGUGAGCGCCAAGGAUGCUGCUAAGGCGGAUCCUCUUAUGAAAGGUAACUAUUUAAUUGGUGAUAAAUCCUUAGUUUCAUUGUAUGAUACUGGAGCUUUGCAUUCGUUUAUUUCAUUUGACAAAGUUGAGGAGCUAGGCUUGAAAAUGUCAGAAUUAGCAUUUGAAUUGCAUGUACAUACUCUGUAUCAGACGGUUAUGACUAGAUCAGGUUGUAGAUAA